Ipomoea triloba (trilobed morning glory) is the source of this 1989-nucleotide messenger RNA. Its product is annotated as receptor-like protein 54. Lineage: Eukaryota; Viridiplantae; Streptophyta; Magnoliopsida; Solanales; Convolvulaceae. The transcript has a single exon. Gene Ontology annotation, molecular function: protein binding. The record is from RefSeq and is a predicted model, not a curated record. Bases 1 to 1989 code for a protein of 662 amino acids.
AUGAUUGAUUUGCAAAAUGUGACUUCUCCAUUGGAAUCUCUUGAUUUGAGCAACAACAUCUUGGAAGGGACAAUACCUUCAUUCUCCUUUCAACUUCAAAGCCUUACAUCACUAGAUCUUUCAUCAAACAAAUUUUUUGGUCAAAUGAUUGAUUUGCAAAAUGUGACUUCUCCAUUGCAAUCUCUUGAUUUAAGUAGCAAUGACUUUGAAGGGACAAUACUUCCAUUCUUAUUUCAACUUCAGAAUCUUACAAUGCUCAGUCUUUCAUCAAACAAGUUUAACGGUAUUGUACAUCUAACAAAAUUUAAAAGCCAGUAUAUUGAGAGUCUUGACUUUUCCCAUAACAAUUUGGUAAUUGAGACAACCAUAAGCACAUCAGAACUUCCCUUACCCCCUCAGUUUGGACAGUUACAUUUGGCCUCCUGCAAUUUGCAAAAAAUUCCUGAUUUUUUGAAAAGCCAAUCUAAAUUGUGGUGGUUAAAUCUUUCCAACAACACUAUUAGUGGAGAAAUUCCUAAUUGGAUAUGGGGAAUUGGUAAUGGGCAACUCAUUUACCUCAAUCUUUCUCACAAUCGUUUGACGCAUAUGAAAGAGCCAAUGGAAUACGGUUCUCUUCAAUUCCUUGAUCUAAAUUCUAAUAUGCUAAGUGGACAGAUUCCACGACCACCACCUGAGGCAAAGUAUUUAGACUUCUCCAACAACAAUUUCUCCAUGAUUCCUCUUGAUAUUGCUGAUCAAAUCCCAGAUGUCUAUUUCUUUUCCAUUGCAAAAAAUAGAGUAAGUGGAAAGAUCUCAACUUCCUGGUGUCGAGUAGCAGCCAAUCUGAAAGUGCUCGACUUGUCCCACAAUGCUUUGCAUGGCACAAUACCAUCAUGUCUGGCUCAAAAUAACAGCAAUCUCGUUGUAGUGAAUCUUAGAGGAAAUCAUUUAAGUGGUGAGAUAUCACUGAUGUUUCAACACAGUCGUUCUUUAGAGACAUUGGAUCUUAGUCAAAAUCUCUUAGAAGGGAAAGUUCCUCCCUCCUUGAUCAACUGCACAAAGCUUAAGAUCUUAAAUCUUGGAAACAACAAAAUAAGUGAUACCUUUCCUUGUUGGCUCAAUAAAUUGUCAAAUCUGCACAUUCUUGUAUUGCAUUCCAAUCAUUUUCAUGGAAGCGUUUCUUGUCCCAUGCUUGGGGUAAACAACAGCUGGCCAAGUUUACAAGUCAUUGACCUAUCUUCCAAUAAUUUCAGUGGACAUAUACCAACUGAUUUAUUCUUGGCAUUAAAAGCUAUUUUGGUUGAAGGGAAUGAAUUAAACUCAAAGGCUGACUACUUGCACUUCAGUGGAAAACACAUUUACUAUCAAGACUCAGUCUCACUUUCUCUAAAAGGACAAAUUUACACUAUAGAGAAUGUUCUAUCUAUCUUCACUUCUAUUGAUUUUUCAAGUAAUCAAUUUGAAGGCAGUAUACCAGAGUGUGUUGGAGAGCUUAAACAGCUUUAUCUCCUCAACAUCUCCCACAAUGCCCUAACUGGCAAUAUUCCUCCAUCUCUUCAAAACUUGAAAGCUUUGGAAGCACUGGACCUCUCAUUCAAUAACCUAACAGGAAAUAUUCCUGUGCAACUUGAGAUCCUAACCUUCCUGGAAGUCUUAAACUUGUCAUACAACCAUCUCGUUGGAAGGAUUCCAAGAAGCACUCAAUUGGAUACCUUUGAUGCAAGCUCAUUCAUGGGAAACAAGGGGCUAUGUGGAUUCCAAAUUAAUGUAUCUUGCACUGGCAUUGAUGAACCAGCAUCUCCAAUACCAGAAUCAGAAGAGAAAGAAUCAACUCACCACGUUGAUAUCUACAUUAGCGUUGCAUUUGGAUUUGCUGCAGGUCUAGGAGGAAUCUUUGUGCCACUUUUGCUAUCCAGCAAAUGGAGAUCAUAUUAUAACAAGAUGAUAGAUGGAAUUCUGUCAAAGAUAUUCUUUCAGAGAGGUCAAGGGAGAAAAAAGAAGUCUCGUUAA